AGACAUUAGUGGCGUGGUUUUGUGCUAUUUACCGGUGACAAUGCUCCGAGCGUUUGCUACAUUUCGUGGUACAUUGGCUCCUGCUCGACACAGAAUUAUUCGAAGGUCUUAUGCUAAGGAGGUUAAAUUUGGAGCUGACGCGAGAUCAGCUAUGUUGGUUGGCGUCGACAUACUCGCGGAUGCUGUUGCAGUAACCAUGGGCCCUAAAGGUCGUAACGUUAUAAUAGAAAGCUCGUGGAAAUCUCCCAAAAUUACCAAAGAUGGAGUGACAGUUGCCAAAGGCAUUGAGCUGAAGGAUAAGUUUCAGAAUAUUGGAGCCAAAUUGGUACAGGAUGUUGCUAACAACACUAAUGAAGAGGCUGGAGAUGGUACGACAACAGCUACUGUUUUGGCUCGAGCGAUAGCUAAAGAAGGUUUUGAAAAGAUCAGCAAGGGUGCGAAUCCCAUUGAGUUCCGAAGAGGUGUUAUGUCAGCCGUUGAUGCUGUCGUUAAAGAGCUCAAGUCUUUGUCAAAGCCAAUAUCAACCCCAGAGGAAAUAGCCCAAGUCGCAACUAUAUCAGCCAACGGUGACAAGGCGAUUGGUGACCUAAUUGCUACUGCUAUGAAGAAGGUUGGAAAUGACGGUACGAUAACUGUCAAGGACGGUAAAACGCUGCAUGAUGAGCUGGAGUUCAUCGAGGGCAUGAAAUUUGAUCGUGGCUACAUUUCUCCAUACUUCCUCAACACUGAAAAGGGGGCGCGAUGCGAGUUCCAAGAUGCUUUCGUAUUGUUUUCUGAGAAAAAGAUCAAUAGCAUUCAAACAUUAUUGCCAGCUCUUGAAUUGUGUCAUCAACAAAAGCGACCACUACUUAUAAUCGCCGAAGAUGUCGAGGGUGAGGCUCUUACAGCUCUUGUACUUAACCGUCUGAAACUGGGUCUGCAAGUUUGCGCAGUGAAGGCACCGGGUUUCGGCGACAACCGUAAAAAUACUCUUAAAGACAUGGCAGUGGCGACUGGUGGACUGGUAUUCGGCGAUGAAGCAGAUAUGUUCAAGUUGGAAGAUGUGCAGCUGCAAGAUUUGGGACGUGUGGCCGAGGUCGUAGUGACUAAAGACGAUUGUCUGUUGAUGCGUGGUCGUGGUAGUAAGACGGAUGUCGACAAACGCAUCACGCAAAUCAAAGAAGAAAUGGAAGCUUCUAACAGUGAAUAUGAAAAAGAAAAAAUGCAUGAACGUCUAGCAAAGCUGUCUAACGGUGUUGCGGUCAUCAAGGUUGGUGGAAGUAGUGAGGUAGAAGUUAGUGAAAAGAAGGAUCGGUACACUGACGCACUUAACGCAACAAGGGCAGCAAUUGAGGAAGGAAUAGUUCCUGGUGGUGGUACUGCUUUACUUCGCUGUAUUCCAGUCUUAAAAUCUCUGGAGACAAAAAAUGAAGAUCAACGCACAGGUUAGUAAAUUUUCCGCUGAAUUAUUGAUAUGUUGACAGCCAAGAAAUAGACGAUUACAUAGUGAUGAAAGGUACUUAAAUCUAACUUAAGGGCUUACGGACCGGUCUUGGUACAGCGUGGCAGCGAAGUAACGAGUUGUUGGGAUGAAAGGUUGCACUUGUUACUUUGUCUCAUUGCUUUGUGUAAACGUUCAUCUUACCAUACUCUUGUCGAUAUAUUGCUUUGCUCAUUGCCAAUGUCAUUCUGUAAUAAUGUGAUGACAAAAUUAUUAGCUCACUAGGUUUCCCUUGUGGUCAAGGUGAAGCAUACGCUUGAGGGCGUCUAAAUUGCUCAAGUGUUAAUCCCACAAUUAUAUGAGUGUUUUUAAUCGGUUUGAGUGUUGCGUGACUGCGAAGUCGUGUGUCAAACAAACCGUAAACAAAAUAUCAUUAAAACCUUUGUGCAGCCAUUCGUAAUUAUGGUUGUUUGGGUAUAAUGAAACAAUGUGAUAGUUGGUCUGUAGGUUUGUGGCCGAAAAGCUACAUGUCGUCAGACCAAACAUCAAGUUUACACAACCAGCGUCUUGUUUUUUCGUGGUUGUGCAACAAAUGCAUAUGGUUAGUUUGUUUCCUAUGAGUUGGGUUGUCCACUUUUUUCACGGUAGUGCAGUGAAGUGCGUGUUACAAGGUACUGAUGUUUGUUUGUAAUCAACUCAGUAGGUGUGUUGGUGCUGCUUUCACCCUCAUUACUGUUCUGUCUGAAUAUGUAGGCAAUAUUUCGGGCUCAUAUCGAAGCCACAAGGUUUUCCUUGUGGUCAAAGUGAAGCCUAAAUUUAAGGGUGUCUGAAUUGCUUAAUAGUGUUAAGCGCGCACCUAUAUGAAUGUCUUUAUUCGGUUUGAGUGUUGCAUGACUGAGAAGUCAUGUGUCAAACGAACCGUAAACAAAAUAUCAUUAAAACCCUUGUGCAGCCAUUCGUAAUUAUGGUUGUUUGGGUAUAAUGAAACAACGUAUUUAUCGAAUUGUGUGCUUGUAACUGUAAGACGUUUCUUCGGAAUGUUUGUUUAUCGCUCAACGUUUUAGCGUGAUGCAUUGUAGCUUCGUAAUAUCACCAUUAGGUCGAUUUAUGCGCACUGAAUAAACUUUACUUUUUAUAAUUCUGUAAUAGCUUAUCUCAUAUUUUCGCGGAUGUGUGUUAUGUUUUUUGCUGCAGUGCAAUUUUUAGUUAGUCUUAUGAUUCAGUUUUGUGUUUCUAGGUGUUCAAAUAGUUUUGCGUGCACUUUCAACUCCCUGUUAUACCAUUGCACAUAAUGCCGGGGUCAACGCGUCUGUUGUUGUAGAAAAAGUCAUGGGCAUGGGCCCAAAUAUGGGUUAUGACGCUCAGAAUGAUGUCUAUGUCGACAUGAUCAACGCUGGGAUUAUUGAUCCCACGAAGGUAAGUACAUAUCCUUAAGCAAUUUUGGUGAAUCUGGGUAUGACCUGUUAAAUUAAUUUCAACCUCUUCCAUUUAGGUCGUUCGAACUGCUUUGGUUGACGCAGCUGGCGUUGCUUCUUUAUUGACAACUGCAGAGACCGUAGUAACUGAUUUACCGAAAGAAGAGUCAGGAGCAAAUGUUGCAGGAAUGGGCGGGAUGGGAGGUAUGGGUGGCAUGGGUGGUAUGAUGUAGUAGCGAACUACACAUAUUUUGCAUUUUGACGAUGUUUUUUACAUUGUAGUUGGUUAAUUUUCGUAGAUGUUCCACUUGUUCAAAGUCCCUAAUUUUCCCUCAAAUAUACAUAAUUGAUUUG
This is a messenger RNA of Schistosoma intercalatum, 3189 nucleotides long. NCBI's taxonomy places the organism in Eukaryota, Metazoa, Platyhelminthes, Trematoda, Strigeidida, Schistosomatidae. The record is from the annotation of a GenBank genome assembly.